AUGUCCAGACGCUUAGCCACCAAUGCUUCAAAUGCACCAUGGCAUAAGUUGGAAGAUGAGAUCUCACACAGUCUGGCCCAGAAAGCAGAAAAACAGUUUAGUCAUCCUCAUCGGAAGGAAAUGUUGUUGGAGGUGCUUGGACCAUAUUUUGUUGAGAAAUAUCUCACUCAUAUUCAACGCAAACCGGAAGUACUGGAACUUUUGAGUAGUGAUGAGAGAAACCGACUGCGUACUGAUGCAGAGAACUGGCUCAACGUACAGAUGUACAAGGCAGUGAGACAAACAGGGCAUGGGUAUCUGCUGACAGGCAUCGGUCCAGGAGAACCUCCUCCGAUUGGAACAUACGCUGCAUUUUUACAAGAAACUUUUUCUAUUUUCACAACUGGUUUAGACCGAGAGCUGUAUAUUCAGGAACAGAAAUCUGCAAGAACAGGAAAAGCCAGUGUCAUGAAUAAACAAGGGGCUUCAGAUAUCUACAAAGUCCCUGCUCCCAGUCGGUUGAAACCGGUUCCAACAGACGAUUCUGGAAACUCCCAGUUAUUGCAGAACCAAACUGGUCCAUCCAAAUCUCACAUGGUCAUCAGUGAAGCACCACCUUUGUGGGGACCUCAGAGUGACCUCAUGGGGUCAGCAGUUGUGUCUUUACUCCAGCGAGACCCUCGUAAGUUUGAGGUGGUUGUUGGACGUCUACAUGGACGACAGUUGCCAGGAAGUCUGAGAACAUACAUUUGGGCAGAUGUGCUGUUUAAAGCUGAAAGACAGAAAAUGAAGGAAGUUUAUGUUGAGAAAGUUGUACGUGAAAGAUUUGCUGUGAUUGUUACUCGAGGACUGACUGAACUGAGAAUCAAGAAACCCACACAGUCUCCAAUUAAUGGCCUCAUUCAGAAUGCAGUUAUUGAGACAUACAGCAAGACAAUAAGUAUGAUACCAUAUAAACAGAUGGAACACAUCAAAGAAACCAUAAAGGCUUUGAAUGUUUUGUAUGUGUAUGACAGAAGCUACGAGCCGUAUCUUGUACACUGGUUGUUUCCCUUGCAACUGGCAUUCAGGAAUAAAGAAGCCAUGAUGGAUGAUAAAGGAGAGCACGUUUUAGAACUAGCCAUGUACCUGGACAUGCUCAGUUCAAAUUGUUUCCCGUCCUGGCCACAUGUUUUUGCCAUGGCUGAGCAGGUGAUGAUGAAGCUGCAGCAACAUGAUCCAGACUUGUACACCCACCUGAAACAUAUUGCCCCUAUCAACGCCCAGGUUAACCCAAAGGAAUUUCUGGUUCAUUUGCUUUAUCAAGAGCGAGAAAAGGCUGAUGAACUUUUGCAGACAACCUCAUCUAAUACACCACGAGCACCUACUUCUGUUACACAGUUUCUGACUGAUCCUACAAUUUUCUUGCGGAGAUGGAUCGGUGAGGAUCCAUGGCUAGCAGAUGUGAAACCUGAGAACCUUCGCCUGAAUGUCAGCAUCUAUUUUGGUAGUAUAAAGAUCCGCUCACGGCUGUCACACUCGCUGUCAGUCAUGACAUCACAGACCUGGGAUGGUUACGGCUCACUGAAUAUGGACUUUGAGUUUCCAGGAGAACGCCACAUUUACGACAUGAUUGACAUCUCCCCGUAUGAUGUGGAGCGGGAACUAGGAGCAUAUCCGAAUGCUAUUUUUAGGGUGGAGUGUAUAAAACAUACAACUGGACAAAAAUCUGACUCUGGUCCUGUGACUCUGGGAUGGAGCCGUAUACCACUGUACCGCCACACCAGCCUUGAUGAGGAACAACUGUUUGCUUUGAUUGUUGGAGACGUGACAGUACCUCUUCAUCCUGGAGCCGUCCCAGAGAGUUUCAUUUCUGCUCAGCCACAGACCCCAACAGAGGAAGGCCAAGCUCAAGCACCUGCCCUGCUUGGUUACAGCUGCACUCUCUCGGCAUUUGUAUUUGACCCAAAUAAUGAGCCGGCAGAUCGGAAAAGUGGUGCCUUACAAACCAAAGCCAGCCGCACCUCCUACAAUAAAAUACUUUGUCUUAUUCAGGCCAACACCCAGACAAUAAAAUACUUUGUUUUAUACAGGCCAACACCCAGACAGCCGAUACCACUACCUCAACCACCAGCAAAGGCCACCUUUCAGCCAAGUCCUCGUCAGAAUAUCCCAGAAGAUACAAAUCCAUGGACACUAUUCAAAUCUGCUGCCACAAAGUCUGAUCCUAAACCAACCAGCAACAGAGAUCCUUUUGUCCUGUAUAUUGAUUCUGUUCGCUACCUUCCAGACAGCGCAACAAUUGUGAAGGUGACAGGCAGAAUUUUGAGAGCAGGUGAUCUGACAAACUUACAGGACAUCCUUGCCGUUCCUGACCUUGACAGCCCAGCAAGGUCACCAGCAUUCAACUUCAGCAUGCUGGUCAAUGAGGGUCGACAAAUUGCUGAUCCUGAACUGUUGCUGUUUCUCCGUCUCUACACAUUUGACAUGGAGACACAGAAGGUGGUUGUCAUUGGCAGCGCUCUUGUUAGAGUUUUCAACCCUAGCAGGAAGAAAGGAGAAGGUCUUCUGAAUGUGGGAGGUCACCAGUUGCGGCUACAUUCUGGCAUUGCCUCUGACUUGGACAACAAUCCCAUCAUUCCUGGCUGUUCUUUCCUCAUAAGACUCCUCCCUCAGAUGCAGGACCUGGUACCUGCUCCAGAUUACUCCACUGGCUACUAUAAAUCUGAAGGCUGCAAGCCGACAGCUUCUGAACUGAGACUUUUUGCCAGUUAUGCUGCAGAUAACAUGGCUCGUCCCAAGGUAGAACGGGACGUAAUCCUUCGUCUUCAGCAGUAUGAGAAACCAACUAUGACAAGUGGCUCUGAUGCCCAGCUGGCUAUCUGGCUGAUAAAUAAACUGGACAUAAAAAAACAGCAGGGAGUCAACCAACCUGCCGGAGACCUCCCUCUACACCGGUGUGUCCGCUACAGAAUUCAAGUUGGCCUAAAUAUCCAGAUAAAGGCGGCCUUUGGUUUACCAGAUGGCCUAUAUAUUCAGUGUUUUGCACAUGUAGCACCAGGAAAGCAAGCUAAAUAUAAUUCGCCAACAUCAGAAGGUUUUGGAAAAGAGGAGAAGUUCAUUACUACAAAACUGGCACCUGGCAGUCAUCUUACAGCGCCAGUUUGGGAGGAUGGACCUAAGAAGAUGAAUCCAUUUUAUGACAGCAACAGCUGUCUGAUCAUCCAACUGUUUGGACUGAAGGUCUUGUACAGACCACAAGCAGAUCAUAAAUCUCCUGGAAUGGUCCAGAAACCUGACGGAACCUCACUGGUUAUUUCCAAAGAUGAACUGAUUGGAUGGACAGUGGUUCCGCUGUUUGAAGGAAACUCUGUGAUAUCUGGUACCCAUACUGUCCCAGUUUUAACUUGCCCGCUAAAUGAGGAAAUGAUGGAUGCACUGUCUGAGAAAACUGCCUGGCAAGCUCUGAACCAAACAAUAUGGAAUAACUACAACAAAAUUCCUGGGGCAAGUAUUGAGGUCAGGGUCUGGGACGCUCAUUUUGACUUCCAUGAACUGCCAAAAGUCGAGGAUCAUCAGGGUCUGCUGGAAGUGGUUGGGGGCAAGGAGCAGUAUCUGGAGACAGCCAGAGCACCUCCCAGCAGCAUCACCCAGCAAGAGUUUCUGCUGGGCAUGUUGGAGGAAAAGGUUCAAAGACAAGGAUUGAAUGGAAGUACCUUUAAGAAGGAGUUUGUGUUCUUCCAUGAGGAAAUGGCCAAGAUAUUUACUGCCUUGAUGGCUGACUACUGCCUCAAGAAUGGAUUUGCCCCAGUAGGAUCUGGAACAGUACCUGCUAAAGAUGACAUCUCUGUGUGA
This is a messenger RNA of Candidula unifasciata, 3813 nucleotides long. NCBI's taxonomy places the organism in Eukaryota, Metazoa, Mollusca, Gastropoda, Stylommatophora, Geomitridae. The record is from the annotation of a GenBank genome assembly.